AUGAGGGUCAAUUAUUGGAUGGAGCUUUUAUCAGCAUGUAUGGAAAACGAUAUUGUGGAUGCUGCCGAUGCUAUGAACGCAGAUCCAAACAUCGACAUUAGUUUUCAGAACGGAGCAAUUUUUUGAUUUAUUAUAAAGCACAAUAAUCCUGAUUUGCUAAGGAUGCUACUCGAAUAUUAUGAAAAAAAUAAUAUGCAAGGCGAUUCUAACAGUCUUAAAUAUAAAGAAGCGAAAUAUAAGCUGCAGCAGUGAUUGGGGGAGCAAGUUGAUGAUUCCAGGCCUUCAAAAGAAAUUCUAAAAGUGUUGAAAAAAUACAUGCCUCAAGAGGAUUCAAGCACUGAUCAAGAUGCAAGUAGUUUGGAAAAUUCUGUAGAUUUCGAUUCCAAAGAAAUGCAACAAGAACUUGAAGAAAUUCGAACUGCUAAUGCUAUUUUGAGUCAGAGAUUAAUAAAUCGCCCUAUAUAA
Molecule: messenger RNA, 465 nt
Organism: Blepharisma stoltei
Lineage: Eukaryota; Ciliophora; Heterotrichea; Heterotrichida; Blepharismidae
Source: the annotation of a GenBank genome assembly